UCAAUUAGCGAGGUUUUGAACCGAUACAAUAAUAACUGCGUACUUAUCUCAUAAUGUGAGAUAAGAAUUAGGAAUUAACUUAUGUAAUAGAGUCGAUCCACUAAAGUCUUGAGCAGCGGUAUACUAUACAGUGCAAAACUCAUGAAGUGCAUUAAUUAAUUGACAGCCUAUUUUAUUCUCAUAUUUUGCAGUAUAAAUACGUGACAAACAAAGGACUCUUGGGGUCAUCCAAAAGCAAUAUUCUGCUCUCUGUCUAUUAAUUAGUAGUUUGUUCUUCUCGAAGAGUUCCCCUCAUAAAACUUCUUAAUUUUGCUCUGAAAAUGCCUUGUAUAGCUUUGGGACGUUUUGAUGAUUCAAUUAGUUGGGGGUCUAUUAAGGCCUAUGUUGCUGAAUUUAUCUCCACCUUGCUUUUCGUCUUCGCUGGAGUUGGCUCUGCCAUUGCUUACAACAAGUUGACAGCUAAUGCGGCUCUUGAUCCCGCUGGUCUAAUAGCGAUCGCAAUUUGCCAUGGAUUGGCUCUCUUUGUGGCUGUUUCUAUCGGGGCUAACAUAUCCGGUGGUCAUGUUAACCCUGCUGUUACUUUUGGUUUAGCUCUUGGCGGCCAAAUCACCAUCCUUACCGGACUGUUCUACUGGAUUGCUCAACUUUUGGGAGCCAUUGUUGCUUGCUACCUCCUCAAAUUUGUCACCGGAGGACUGGCUGUUCCAAUCCACAGCGUGGCAGCUGGUGUAGGAACUGCUGAAGGAGUUGUAUUGGAAAUCAUCACCACAUUUGCAUUGGUGUAUACUGUGUACGCCACAGCAGCUGAUCCCAAGAAGGGAUCAUUGGGUACAAUUGCACCCAUUGCCAUUGGUUUCAUUGUUGGUGCCAACAUCUUGGCUGCGGGCCCAUUCUCGGGUGGUUCAAUGAACCCAGCCCGUUCUUUUGGACCUGCAGUGGCCAGUGGCAGCUUCGCUGGCAAUUGGAUUUACUGGGUUGGACCACUCGUUGGUGGUGGUCUGGCUGGUCUAGUCUACAGUAACGUGUACAUGAACAACGAUCAUGUCCCUCUCUCUAGCGAUUUUUAAAUUAAUUGUUUGAAUUUGAUUGUGUUAUGUACCCAAUUUGCCUUUUGUAAUAAAAGGGAGAAAAGCAACAUUUUAAUUUGUUGUUUUUCUUUCUUUUUCCUUCUUUAACAUUUUGUCAUGUAAUUUUCUUUCUUUCGAGCUUUUGUUGUGCAUAUUUGGAUCCAACUUUGUUGCAAUAUUCGAGAUGAUGCUUGAUCAGAUUUGUUGA
Capsicum annuum is the source of this 1275-nucleotide messenger RNA. RefSeq names its product aquaporin TIP2-1. NCBI's taxonomy places the organism in Eukaryota, Viridiplantae, Streptophyta, Magnoliopsida, Solanales, Solanaceae. Gene Ontology annotation, biological process: water transport; transmembrane transport. The transcript has 3 exons. Gene Ontology annotation, molecular function: water channel activity. Gene Ontology annotation, cellular component: membrane. The coding region runs from base 321 to 1067 and encodes 248 amino acids. The record is from RefSeq and is a predicted model, not a curated record.